AUGGCAAAAGUUGAACUGUAUUUGUUUGGUACCUUUUCUUUUUUUCUUCUUUUCUUUCUUUCUUCUUGUCUUCCUAUUUUAUUCUUGGUUUCUCUAAUCCUUCCUUCCUUCCUUUCUUUCUUCCUUUUCAUCUUUUUCUUCUUACCUCCCUUCCUUUUUUUUCUUUUUUUCUUUCUUUCUUUCUUUCUUUCUUUCUUUCUUUCUUUCUAUGUUUUUUUUUGGUUUAUUUUUUUCCUUCCUUCCUUUUUUUUUCCUUUAUUUUUCCUUCCUUCCUUCCUUCCUUCCUUCCUUCCUUCCUUCCUUCCUUCAUUCAUUGUUUUCAUCUUUUUCUUCAUCUUAUCUUCUACUCUUUCUUUCUUUCUUUUUUUUCCCUUGAUUUUUAUUUAUCUUUAUCUGGCUUUUCAUCUUUUUCUUAUCUUCCACAUUCUCUCUCUCUCUCUCUCUCUCUCUCUCUCGGUUUCUUUUUUUCUUCCUUUUUUUUCCUUACUUUUCAUUUUUUUCUUCCUCUUAUAUUCCAUACUUUUCUUUCUUUCUUUCUUUCUUUCUUUCUUUCUUUCUUUCUUUUUUUCUUUCUUUCUUUCUUUUUUCCUUUGCUCUACAUCUUUUUUCUUCCUCUUAUAUUCCAUACUUUUCUUUCUUUCUUCCUUUCUUUUUCUUCCUUUUUUUCCUUGCUUUUCAUUUUUUCUUCCUCUUAUCUUCCAUACUUUUCUUUCUUUCUUUCUUUCUUUCUUUCUUUCUUUCUUUCUUUCUUUCUUUCUCCUUGUUUCUUUUUUCUUCCUUUUUUUCCUUGCUUUUCAUCUUUUUUUCUUCCUCUUAUAUUCCAUACUUUUCUUUCUUUCUUUCUUUCUUUCUUUCUUUCUCUUUGUUUCUUUUUUUCUUCCUUUUUUCCUUGUUUUUUUUUUUUUUUUUCUUCCUCUUUUCUUUCUUUCUUUUUUCUUUCUUUUUCUUUUUUUUUCUUUUUUCAUUCUUUUUUUUUUUUUUUUUUUCUUCCUUUUUUUCCUUGCUUUUCAUUUUUUUUUCUUCCUCUUAUAUUGCAUGCUUUUCUUUCUUUUUAGUUCUUUCUUUCUUCCUUUCUUUUUUUUCUCUCCUUGGUUUCGUGUUCAUACUGGUCCCUGUGUAGCCGGAGUGGUCGGGGUAAAGAUGCCGCGGUACUGUCUCUUUGGAGAUACGGUCAACACAGCGUCUCGAAUGGAAACAAAUAGUCAGAAUUGUUGGUCUCUCUCUCUCUCUCUCUCUCUCUCUCUCUCUAUCUAUCUAUCUAUCUAUCUAUCCCACUCUUUUCAUAUCUAUCCCAGUCUUUUCAUAUCUAUACCAGUCUUUUCAUAUCUAUCUAUCUAUCUAUCUAUCUAUCUAUCUAUCUAUCUAUCUAUCUCAGUCUUUUCAUAUCUAUCUCUCUCUCUAUCUAUCCUAGUCUUUUCAUAUCUCACCCAGUCUUUUCAUAUCUCUCUAUCUCUCUAUCUAUCUAAGUCUUUUCAUAUCUAUACCAGUCUUUUCAUAUCUAUCUAUCUAUCUAUCUAUCUAUCUAUCUAUCUAUCUAUCUAUCCCAGUCUUUUCAUAUCUAUCUAUCUAUCUAUCUAUCUAUCUAUCUAUCUAUCUAUCUAUCUAUCCCAGUCUUUUCAUAUCUAUCUAUCUAUCUAUCUAUCUAUCUAUCUAUCUAUCUAUCUAUCUCAGUCUUUUCAUAUCUAUCUAUCUAUCUAUCUAUCUAUCUAUCUAUCUAUCUAUCCCAGUCUUUUCAUAUCUCUCUAUCUCUCUAUCUAUCCCAGUCUUUUCAUAUCUAUACCAGUCUUUUCAUAUCUAUCUAUCUAUCUAUCUAUCUAUCUAUCUAUCUAUCUCUAUGACUUUCAGCUCUUUUCAAAAUUCAGAUAUGAAAGUGAGGCGAUUUUAGAUGGCGAUUGCCUAUAA
Messenger RNA from Acanthosepion pharaonis, 1902 nucleotides. The record is from the annotation of a GenBank genome assembly. Lineage: Eukaryota; Metazoa; Mollusca; Cephalopoda; Sepiida; Sepiidae.